AUGGUGUCGGCAAACUCGCUGUACACGUACGCCAAGAUCGGCGCGGGUGUGGCCAUCUCCAUCCCGAUCAUCUUCGCCGCCGGUCUGUGGUACUAUCAACGGCGUCUCAUCUACCCUGCCGACUUCCCUGAGGGCUCGAGGAAGUUUGUCCCGAACCCCGUUGAGGCUGGACUGCCAUAUGAGGACGUCACGAUCAAGACUCCAGAUGGCCUCAAGAUCAAGGGCUAUGUCAUUCCAGUUCGCGAGCGGGUCGUUCCGCUCUCGGACUUGCGCGGACUGAACCAGCAGCAGAUGCGCGAGAAGGGUGACGCCGAGACCAAGGAGUGGGAGAAGGUCAAGGACAUGGAUGCUGCAAAGGACUAUAUCAAGUCGCGCCCGACGAUCGUCAUGUUCCACGCCAACGCUGGCAACCUCGGCCACCGCAUCCCGCUCGCGCGCAAGUUUGUCAGCGAGCUGCACUGCAACGUAUUCAUGCUCAGCUAUCGAGGAGGGCUCGCCAUCGGAAGAGGAGCCCCGCAUCAGCUAACGACAGGCGGCCAUGGAUUUCCUCUCGACUCACCCGCUGCUGAAGGACACGAAGAUUGUAUCGAUUGGAGGCGCCGUGUGUCCGGUGUCAUCGUUGAGAACACCUUCCUCUCGCUGACGAGCCUCGUCCCUCACGUGCUACCCGCACUGCCGCCGCUCCUCGUCAAGCUGCUGCUGAGCGAAAGGUGGGACGCCGGCAAGACCAUGCCCAAGAUUCCCGCGGCGACGCCGAUGCUGUUCCUCUCAGGCAAGCAAGACGAACUGGUACCUCAGGCGCAGAUGAAGCAGUUGUACAAGCUCCGCGGGACCGGCUCUGCCCGGUGGCGCGAGUUCAACGGAACGCACAACGACACGUAUCUCAGCCCCGAGUACUGGGCGGAGAUCGGGAAGUGGCUUGCGGAGGAGAUUGAGCACAAGGCUAAGAACCGCCAACAAAUCUCGCAGAGCUGCACCCGGAUUCGAACACCAGUCAGCAUUCAGGCACCUGCCACAAAAUUUAGUUCCGCUCAUCGUCGCCACCCACUUCAACGCAUCAUCGACGAUCGUCGUCCUCCAUUCACACCCUACCUCACCCCAACGACAGAUUUCGACAAAAUGGGCGCGGGCGACCUCAACAUGAAGAAGUCGUGGCACCCCGCGCUCCUGGUGAACCAGGAGCGUGUGUGGGCUGCGGAGCGCAAGGACAUCGAUGAAAAGAAGAAGCUCAUGCAGCUGAAGAAGGAGCGCGACGAGGAGCGACAGCUGGCCGAGCUGCAGCGCAUGCAGGAGGCCGCGACAGGAAAGAAGCGCGUCGAGCGUCUGGACUGGAUGUACUCGGCGCCCAGCAACGAGGGCGGCAUGGGUGGACGCUUCAACGAGCGCGAGCUCGAGGACUACCUCCUCGGAAAGAAGCGAGUGGACGAGAUGCUCGCACAGUCGGACAAGAACGUCGGCAACGCGCACAAGGAUUUCAUUGCUGUGCAGAACGCGAACACGGCCCGCGACACUGCUGCCAAGGUCCGCGAAGACCCGAUUCUGGCAAUGAAGAAGGCGGAACAGGCUCAGCUGGCCGCCCUCAUGAACCGUCCCGACAUUCGGCGACAGAUGAAGGCGGCCAAGGAGGCGAGGGAGGGCAAGGGCAGCAAGGAGGAGAGGAGGGAGCGCCGCCGCGCGGAGAAGGAGGAGAGGCGACGGGAGCGUCACGAACGCCACCGCGACCGGUCACCACGCUCCGAUGACGACGACUACAGGCGCCGACGAGACGACCGCGACGACAGGGAGAGGCGGCAUCGCGAUCGCUCCACCUCGCCGAGGCGAGACCGCGACAGCCGCAGGGACCGCGAUGAACGCCGGGAUCGUGACGACCGCCGGGAUCGUCACGACCGAAGGGAUCGCGACCGUGACUACCGCCGGCGCAAUGAUGACCGAGACCGCCGAGAUGACCGCGACGACCGUGACCGUGGACGCGACCGCCGAGACGACCGCGAUGACCGACGGGAUCGUCACGACCGUCCCCGCUCCCGCUCUCCUAAGCGCGAGCCUGAGUCCUCCCGCAACCACUACGAUCGCCCCCGCUCCCGCUCGCCGAAGCGCGAGCCCGAAUCCUCGCGUAACCACUACGACCGUCCCCUCUCCCGAUCGCCUAAGCGCGAGCCGGUCUCGGAGCGUAACGGCCAUUCUGCCCCUCGGUACGAUGACCGUCGCGGAUUCCGGAACGACCGCCCCCGCCGCCCGUCGCCGGACCGAAAGCCAGAGGUCAAGUCUGGCAACUCGCUGGAUGACAUGCGCGCUGCGCGCCUAGCUGCGAUGACUGCGUCGGCGGACCAGCUUCAGGCCGAGCGGACAAAGAAGCUCGCAGCCCGCGAGGCGGAGGAGCGCAAGGUAUUCGAGGCCGAGGAGAAGGCGCGAUCGCGAUACCACAAGGACGAGGCUGCAGGUUUGUUCAUGAAGCAGCAGGAGCAGAUGAGCGGAGGAGUCAGUCUGGGCGAGGCGCUUGGCCGCCGCGGUGGCAAGGGAUUGCUGCGAGACAUCUAG
Trichosporon asahii var. asahii CBS 2479 is the source of this 2538-nucleotide messenger RNA. RefSeq lists its product as uncharacterized. The record is from RefSeq and is a predicted model, not a curated record. Gene Ontology annotation, cellular component: U2-type spliceosomal complex. NCBI's taxonomy places the organism in Eukaryota, Fungi, Basidiomycota, Tremellomycetes, Trichosporonales, Trichosporonaceae. The coding region runs from base 1 to 2538 and encodes 845 amino acids. The transcript has 8 exons. Gene Ontology annotation, biological process: mRNA splicing, via spliceosome.